Symbiodinium sp. CCMP2592 is the source of this 1527-nucleotide messenger RNA. Lineage: Eukaryota; Dinophyceae; Suessiales; Symbiodiniaceae. The record is from the annotation of a GenBank genome assembly.
AUGUCAGAACCGGCUCCGAAGGCUGCUAUGCCUGCAGAUCUCGCCAUUCUGCAACAGGAGCUGGUCAUCUCGCAGAGUACAACCUCACAGAAGUGCAUGGCUAGCGGAGCGCUAGCAGCCCUCGCUGAGAAAGUCUACGAGUCUGCUUGCGGUGCAGAUGAGAUGGAGUGUUCGACAGAGGGAUCCGUCGAUCCGGCGACGUCUACGGCCAUAGAAUGCAGGAUUUGUUUGCAGCGGGGCCAGGGCAGCCAGCGCUUCGGCGUGGCAUGCGCCAAUCUAGCAGCAGCCUAUGCUUCCAGCUGUUUCGUCGUGAUGAGAAUCCUGGAAGGGGGACAGGUGCAGGCUUGGAACGACAGGUGCCAUGCAUGUGAAGAGCCAUGGCGGCGGAUUCACGUCGCGAGUGCAAUUCUCUCUGUGAACGGCAUUUGCGGGGACAUCAAGCGAAUGCAGCAGGAGCUGGAAACCUCAACCACAGUUAAUCUCACAUUCUGCAAUCCACCCAGCGUGCUUUGUCUGUACUCCGUUCUCCGAGCCGCGUCAACGGGAACGGAGCUCCCCUCGCCGCACCUUUUCUGGCGGGAGAAUGCCAAGAGGCUUCUCACCGAGCAUGGGAUGCAGAUGCAGAUGCGAGCCAGAAGUUUGCAAUUGAAUGUGAGCAAAGCCGCCACCCUCUCCGUCAUUGUCACCACAAGCCCAGUUCCCUCCAACCCUAGCACUGAGAUGCUUGACCGUGUCCUGGCCAGCAUGCAGCUGGUGCCAGGACUGGGUUCAGCACCGAAGAUCAUCGUCUGUGACGGCUGCAAGUGCGUGCCACCAGGGUACAAAACAAAUCACAAAGCCGGAAAGGUAACGAUCGAAGAAGCGCAGCGCUACCAUCAGUUCAUCGACCGACUGCGCGAAAAAUCCUCAGAAUGCAGCUGCGAGGACGCCUUCUUUGGCAGCCAAGUCCUGUCCCUUAGCGAUCAUCAUGGAUUCGGCUUUGCCGUGAAAGCUGCUCUGGAUCACAUCACGGCAGACUACGUGCUGGUCGUUCAACAUGACCAAGAGUUCAUCGCCGGUUUUGAUUUGCAAGCCCUGCUCGAGACGAUGUCUCUGCAUCCUGGAGUUGUCAAGUACGUCGGCUUGCCAAGUGUCUCAACCUUGAACUAUGACCAUGCGAUGCGAUCGAAAUACGGCCUUGCUCUACAUUGCUCUUCGGAAUUUGGCGUACCACUCACGCCACUGAUCUUCUUCUAUGACAAGCCACACGUCUGCAGCACAACACACUAUCGCAACACCAUCUUUGGGCCAGGUUCCCCGGUGCAAAAGGGCGAUUUCAUAGAGGAGACUCUGGGUGUGGCCGAGCGUGAGGACAUCCUGCAAAAUGGAAUGGAAGCUCAUGCGAAAUACGGGACGUUCCAGCUGGACUACAGAGAUCGCUCCGACCGCCAAUUGGCUGUAAUUCGGCACGUGAACGGUCGAGCCUUCUUAUCCCCAGAGCAGCGAGUUGCGAAGGGAUGGACAGCCACACUGCGCUUCGUUGUCUAG